AUUUUCUAUUUUUGCAAGACAAACUCCAUGAAUUGUGCAUACCAAAACAGAACUGUGGGGUCCCUGCCUAUCUAAACAAGUAUCAAGGUCAAUUAAACUAUGGAAAAACCUCUAAGACAAUACCAUGUGAUCAUAUAUAUGCUCUUGUCUCCUUGUAUAUUCCACGAUCUUAUCCGCCUAAUCUUAUACAAUAGUCUUCCCCAAUCACUCAAGUAGCCAAUAGUUUCUCAAUAUUCUUUUAUCUAUAUAUAUUCAUUGCCACAAGCAUUUAGGACCAACACAAAUCACUCACAUCCUAAAGCAUUAAAAUAUCAAAAACUUUCUCUUGCUUACAAGUCUUUUUUAAAACCAAUUUAUUUUCAAGUUUCAACACACAACAAUGGGUUUUCGUUUCCCUAGUAUGAUCAGAAGAGCGUCAUUUUCUUCAAACCGAGGAGUUUCAAAAGUUGUGGACGUUCCAAAGGGAUAUCUUGCAGUCUAUGUUGGAGAAGAAAUGAAGCGGUUUGUGAUCCCCAUUUCAUACUUGAACCAACCAUCAUUUCAAGACUUGUUGAGUCAGGCCGAAGAAGAGUUUGGAUAUGAUCAUCCAAUGGGUGGCCUAACCAUUCCUUGCACCGAAGAUGUCUUUCAACACAUUACUUCUUGCUUGAAUAAGCUAUGAUUCUGACACCAAAAGAGACUGACAUAGUUUAGAAGAGAUAUUUUUUGUAAACUAGGCAUCUUACCAAAUUGUAAAGAUGGCGAAAAAUCACCAUUAGAAUGACAAAUUUAUUAUGUAUAUAUAUUUUGUUUAAUGACAAUGAAUCCAACUAUUCAAGCAUCUCUUGUGUUUUUGUUUAGUGCACUUAAAAAUU
This is a messenger RNA of Vicia villosa (hairy vetch), 854 nucleotides long. RefSeq names its product auxin-induced protein 15A-like. The record is from RefSeq and is a predicted model, not a curated record. NCBI's taxonomy places the organism in Eukaryota, Viridiplantae, Streptophyta, Magnoliopsida, Fabales, Fabaceae. Gene Ontology annotation, biological process: response to auxin. The transcript has a single exon. The coding region runs from base 380 to 661 and encodes 93 amino acids.